GCGAGGGAGGAGGGAGAGCGCGCAGUCCCAGCCCAGAGCUUCAAAACAGCCCGGUGGCCGCGCGUCGCGCCCCAGCCCGUCCGUCCGUCCAGCCACCAGCGCCCGCGUCUCUCCCUCUCUGUCUCUCUGGGCUCGAAGCGUGACUCCUCGCCCCACCGCGCCCGGUGAAAAUGUUGGUGCUUCUGGCUUUCAUCAUCAUCUUCCACAUCACCUCUGCUGCACUGCUGUUCGUCGCCACCAUCGACAAUGCCUGGUGGGUAGGAGAAGAGUUUUUUGCAGACGUCUGGAGAGUGUGUGUCAACAACACGAAUUGUACAGAAAUCGAUGCGACCUAUCAGGAUUACCCCACGAUGCAGGCGGUCCAGGCCACCAUGAUCCUGUCCACCAUUCUCUGCUGCAUCGCCUUCCUCAUUUUUGUGCUCCAACUCUUCCGCCUCAAGCAGGGAGAGAGGUUCGUGCUGACCUCCAUCAUCCAGCUCAUGUCAUGCCUUUGUGUCAUGAUUGCGGCUUCCAUAUACACAGACCGGCGUGAAGACCUUCACAAGAGCAACUCCGAUUUCUACCAACAAGUUCAGGAAGGCAGCUAUGGCUACUCCUUCAUCCUGGCGUGGGUGGCCUUCGCCUUCACCUUCAUCAGUGGCCUCAUGUACCUGAUCCUGAGGAAACGCAAAUAGAAGCCCAGGAUCGAGGUCGCUUUUGCUGCAGUACAAAAAUCUACGUUCAGAUAACCGUUUUGUAUAUAAUCAAUUUUUUGUGUGCGGUUUUUCUAGCAAACAUAUUGUUUCCUUUAAAAGCCAAAAAGAAAAAAAAAAGAGAGAGAGAGAGAAGAAUUUUGCAUUCUUGAGAUCAGAGAAUAGACGAUGAAGGCUGGGAUGCGGAAUUCCUGCCCAUCUGAAAGUCUCAACGAGACCAAGCCCCCAAUCCAGCAAUGCUCAAGUCCAAAAACAUUCAGCAGGAAGUUUCUUAACCCUGGGGAUGUGAUGUGAUGUGACAAGAGACCAAGAACUCCAGGUCUCAGGGGGACAUCCUUCCCUAGGUGUGAGCUGCGCUGGGCCCCUCCACCCCCAGCUCAGCCUCCCCUCCCCCUUCUGUCUGUGUUAGGAUUGGAGGUGGGGUGAGGGGUGAAGCCUGCUCAGAUCUUUAGCCAAGUUCCAUGUGAGAAACAGGUGUCACCCCUGUGUUGUGUCUAUAUCCAGACCAAAGCCUCCUGUGCUGGGCUGGGUCAAGAAAGUACCACCCACCUUUGGUGACACUGUUACCGGCUUGCCUUAGGGGAGGCAAUCAUUAACUUGGGGUUGGAUUUAGGCUCACCUUCCUAAGGCAAAGAAUCUCAGCGUGAUCCCCAGCAAACAGUAGUAACAGGGGCCCUCCCUAGAGGCUUCAGGGAUGGGGCCUGGGCACCUGCAUUUCUAACAAGCUCCUUGGGGACGCAAAGCUCCUUGAAGCUGAGGACCACGGCCCUGGGGCCAGGAGAGCAGAGCCGCCUCAUAAAUGUUAAAGAUCUUGUUGUGUCCAGAUGGUGAAUGCCGGCCUCUGCUGGCCUCCAUCACCCGGCCUUCCCCAUCUGUCCCGCAGCUGCUCACAGGUGGGCCUUCCCAACAGCAGCCCCGCCCCACACCCCCACAGCCAGCCAGACAGCCUAGGGGUGCUGCUGCCUCCCUCCUCCUCUCAGUAGGAAGGCCCCGCCCUCCUCCUCCUGCCCUGCCUUCUAAGGCUUGCUGGCCUCAGUGGACCCACCCACCGUUCCUUCAACAGCGUAGAUUGCGGAGGGCUUGGUGCCUGCCCAGCACCGGGGAUGCCAUGUGGGUAGGCUCUUCUGGGGCUCGCCGUCCCGUGGAGAGGGCAGCUGGAAACUUACGAAAAGUAAUCGCACAGUGAGGAAGGCGGCAGAGAACACAACCAGGGGUUCAAAAGCGAAGCUCAUGGGUAGGGGGCAGACUGCUCUGUCCCUGCCCAUCCCAGAGGCACUCAGAUGGGCUGAAAUACCACUCCAGCCAGCCACGCGGAGUGCCUUCACUGGGCGGUGUGGUCUGGGUUACCUCCAGAGGACACGUCUCUGGAUCUGGAGGGGCCCGGCGUCCCGACUGCAAACGAAGCCAGUGAGAAGCUUCCAGAUGGCUGUGGCUUUCCACUUCGGUGCGCACACUGACCCCCAGGGAACGUGCUUCGGCAGGGUCUGGGUGAAGGGCGCUCCGGGCGAUUCUGAGACCAUCUUGUGGGGUGCCAGGGUGGUGGCGGCGGGGCGGGGCGGGGCGGGUAGUUUGUCCUUCAGUGUGGGAACAGUGUUUCUGUGUGCGGCCAGGCAGGUGACCCCAGGAAAGGCCCGUGGAGAAGCUCUCUGCACCUCGCUGUGUGUAGCCUCCCAGUUGUUGGGUGUGCUGCUGGGGCCGUGUGGGGGACCCACCCACCCCCUCUCGGUGCUGGUGCCACGUACGUGCUUUUGCUCCUGACCUUCAUCAGCAUCAGCCCGGGUCCCAUGGAGCUGGGAAGAUGUCUGGUUUGAGUGAUUUAGGGCCACCACGGACACCAGAGCAGGAUUGGGUUUUCUCUCCAUCCACUCAUUCACUCGCUCGUUUAUUUUCAACAGACUAGUCAGUGCUUACUAUGUGCCAGGCACUGGGUGAGGCACAUAGCCUCACUGGGUGAGGCUCUCAAAACACAGGGCAAACGAAUUCAGACAGACUCUCUGAGACAGGACCCCAACACUGUGCAGGGUGACAUAGGGACAGAGACAGGACCAGUGCCUCCACGGAAAACCCGUUACCCCUGCUGUGGGUAGGGAGGGUCGGUCACACCCCUGGGGUUUGCACAAUGCUACGUGAGCCUCAAGGAGGAAGGUGGGGCAACGUGCCCCAGGGCUUCUCACCCGGGUGGCUUUUCUAGAUUUUUCUUGUAGCCACAGUGGAAACAAACAAAAAGUCUUAGAGCCAGGAGUCUGGAAAGCCUACUCCGCCAGGCAGUGUGUGAAUAUCAUUCCCCCAAACUUGAGCAUCUGUGACAACCCCAUGGAUUUUUCUAGCUGGUCGCCACAUCCAUCUGUGACACCAAGGUUUUGUGAAAUAUGAGAGCUGCUUUCCCCCGCGACCCCCGACCCCGCCGGUGGCGUGACCUGCACUAGGAAAGCGGGGAGGACAAAACUGUCCGAAUUUCUGACCUGUAGGCAGAACCAGCCCUCCCUCGGUGCUUGUUAUCAGUUACCCAACACAGCAAAUUAGCUGAGACACCCAAGAAGCAAAUAUUAGGACCAAACAUGUUACUCGUAACAACCGUAUUUGAAGGAACUGUAGUUUGCGCCUUUUAGAACAUUUUUAUAAAGUACUGUAAUUCUCGCGUGGAGGGGCUAUGGAUGGAGACAGACUAACUUGUUUUGUUAUUUGCAUUAAAAUUACUUUGGGUCUCUGUUCA
Molecule: messenger RNA, 3405 nt
Organism: Neogale vison (American mink)
Lineage: Eukaryota; Metazoa; Chordata; Mammalia; Carnivora; Mustelidae
Gene: EMP2
Product: epithelial membrane protein 2
Exons: 5
Coding region: 171-674 (167 amino acids)
Cellular component (GO): plasma membrane
Source: RefSeq, a predicted model, not a curated record